AUGGACGGCGAAAAAGCCCAGCAGCGAACUGAUCUCGAGAAGGGGGGUUUGCGAGUCUCCGAGUCUGCCCUUGUCUCUGCGACUCCGCCCCUAGGACCUACACGAAACUUGGCUAGUGUUUCUCGAACUGAACGACCACGGGGUGGUGUGCGCCGACUUCUUGUGCUCCUUGCGAUUGCUGGAUUUGUUUUUCAUGCUACCACUAGGGUGCUCAAGCAUGCUGAGGACGGAGUUACAUUCAGAAGACAGUCUCAUGCCUUUGUUUAUUCAGGGAAUGCCGAGCAUGGGCUGUAUGGGAAGAAAGCGGAGGACCUAUCCCUAACCAUCCCCAACGAAGCAAGCGCACUGGCCGUCGCCCGACAAUAUGCUACCAAAGCCCAUCGCGCAGGUUCCUCAGGCGACCUCAGAACCGCGAAAGACUUUUUAUCCCUCCUCCAAACCGAACUCUCCAUCCCUCCGCCCGCCGCCCUUCCCAUAUUUCCCGCUGGGACCGAUGCCUCCCGUAACGCGACAUUAUCAAUCCCAACCCUUACGGAACCCAAUGCCUGGAUCGACGUGUAUUAUCCGAUCAUGAAUACGCCGUUGGAUAGGAGCUUGCAGAUCCUUGGAGAGGAUGGGGAGACUGUGGAGUGGAGUGCGGAGUUGGAGGAGGUGCCGGAUGAGGCGGAUGAGGAUGCUUGGGGGGCAAGGGACGAGGUUCCGGCGUUUCAUGGGUUUAGUAGGGGAGGGGAGGUUGAGGGAAAGUUGGUUUAUGUGAAUUAUGGGACGAAGACCGAUUAUGAUGCACUUGUUGAGAAAGGCGUGAACCUUACUGGGACUAUCGCUAUCGCUCGUGCCGGUGUAAAUCUGCGUGGUAUGAAGAUCAAGCGCGCGGAAGAGCUGGGUGCUGUUGGUUGUCUGAUAUACACAGACCCGAGAGAUGACGGCUCGGUCAGCGUAGAAAACGGUUAUAAGGCCUAUCCCCACGGCCCUGCACGCAACCCGGACUCCGUCGAACGCGGCUCAGUAGAUAUUCCCAUCUCGUGGGCUAACGCAAAAGUCCUCUUGAAGGAGAUCGAGGAAGGAGGGCCAAAUAGGACGGUGAAGCUCGUGAACCAUGUAAACAACACGAUCAUGCCUAUCUGGAAUACAAUGGGCGUGAUCCCUGGACAUUUGACAGAUGAAGUGAUCGUUGUAGGCAAUCACCGAGAUGCAUGGGUGCUUGGUGCUGGUGACCCCACUUCCGGCACCGCCUCAGUUGCUGAGAUCAUUCGAGGCUUCGGCGUUCUUCUGAAAGCUGGCUGGAAGCCUAUGAGGACCAUAGUCUUCGCGAGCUGGGAUGCUGAAGAGUACGGGGCUGUUGGUAGUACGGAAUGGGGUGAAGACUUCAAGGAUUGGAUCGACGAACAUGUCGUCGCAUACCUAAAUCUUGACGUUUCUGUCCUUGGCUCACGCUUUGAGGCACAGGCAUCUCCCUCUCUAGCCCACUUUGUGCGCUCCACCGCUCAGGAGAUCACCCAUCCUACGGACCCCACUCGCACUCUUUGGGACGCACGCACCGACAACGGUCCCUAUUAUCAACCCGGCGACGAACUGGUCCAUGCACAGGCCGACGAGAGAAUGAAGACCGCGGAGGGUACCAUCGGUGUUGGCUACUUCGGUUCCGGGAGCGAUUUUAUCGUGUUCUUGCAGCAUAUUGGGGUUGCGAGCACGAACUAUGCAUUCAUGGGUGCACCAGGCGACGCCGUAUACCACUUACAUUCCAUCUUCGAUUCUGUGCGGUGGCUAGAGCUUUAUGGCGAUCCGGGAUUCUCGCGCCAUGUCGCGAUGGCGAAGUAUCUCGGGCUGCAGAUUCUCCGAAUGGCGGAUUUGACGAUCUUGCCGUUCAAUACGACGCAUUAUGCGUUCGACCUUGAGGCUCAGCUCGAGAGGCAUGUUUUUCGCCUCUUAGUCGAGCUUUUGGCGGACGAAUUUGCUAUUACUGUCGAUUUUGCUCCAUUGCGUUCGACGAUUCAUGAACUUCAACUUGCGAGUAUCGAGUUGGACAAGGCUAAGGUCAAGGCGGAGGCUCGUUUAGAUCAUCUCGUUCGCAGGUGGCAUAGGAGAGUGGCGCGCAAGCAAUGGUUGAAGAAGGUGUGGAGGAAAAUCAAGGGGAUCUUCAAAGGCGACAGAGAUGAUGAUAGCAGUGAGGAUGACGGGAAGGAGCUGCUCGCUGGGCGCUCAUGCGCGAAAGACAUGCAUGCCGGUGGCGCGAUGCUGAAAGACCACACUUAUAUGCAUAUGCGGGUGCCUGGCAGGAAGUUCGCGAAGGCUGCGAGGGAGGUGCAAAAAAUCAAUCAUAAACUCGCGUCAUUUGAGCGUGGGUUUAUCGUCGAGGAUGGGCUCGUCGGCAGGGAAUGGUACAAGAACAUAGCGAUCGCACCUGCAAAAUUGGAUGGGUACGCAGCGGCACCGUUACCCGCUUUGACGGAAGCGAUCACGAUUGAGGGGAAUGCGACGUUGGCGACGGCGGAGGCGGAGAGGCUUCAGCGGGCGGUUGCGUUGAUUGCAAAGUCUCUGCAAAUUUAAGAUGCAGAAAUACUGUUGUCGUGAUCAUAUGUUAUUCG
Messenger RNA from Stereum hirsutum FP-91666 SS1, 2585 nucleotides. RefSeq names its product Zn-dependent exopeptidase. Lineage: Eukaryota; Fungi; Basidiomycota; Agaricomycetes; Russulales; Stereaceae. The record is from RefSeq and is a predicted model, not a curated record. Gene Ontology annotation, molecular function: carboxypeptidase activity. The coding region runs from base 1 to 2547 and encodes 848 amino acids. The transcript is spliced from 13 exons.